This is a messenger RNA of Rotaria sp. Silwood2, 642 nucleotides long. Lineage: Eukaryota; Metazoa; Rotifera; Eurotatoria; Philodinida; Philodinidae. The record is from the annotation of a GenBank genome assembly.
AUGGAUGAAAGAUCAAAUUUAUCCACACCUAAAUCAAGUCGAGAAGGACGACCAUUACGUCGACGUGGUGUUUCCUUUAAUGUUCUACCACUUCGCGAAGAACCAAUACCGAUUCCUCCAUCUGAAGCACCUAUUCUUGUUGAUUAUUCUUCAAUUCGUGAACGUAAACAACUCAAUUUAAGUAAUUUUCUUGAUUCAGACAAUCCGAUUACUUUCUUUCUAUUUACUUUUUGGCAUUCUGUACGUUUUUUUGCUCGACUCUUAAUAUUACCAUUUAUUUUUAUUAAAUAUCUCUAUUUUUUAACGUUACGAGUCUAUGGUGUAAGACGUCCAACUAAAUCAACAACAACAACAACAAGUGAUCUUUCUUCAGUCUCAUUAUUACAAUCGUCAACAUCACAACAAAGACCUAUUGUUUGGAUAUUAAUAUUAAUUGAUUAUAUUGUUAUUCAAUUAACUAGAUUACCAGAUACUGUUAAACAUACAAUCUAUUCCAUACAUAAACAUAUUGAUGGAACUGUUUUAAAAUCAUUCAAUCUUAUUGAUGCAUGUACUAGUCAUCAAAUAACGAAAACGUAUUCCAUGUUUAAAAGUAUAGUCAUUAGAAAAAGUAGUCAUUUAAAAUCGGAAACAAAAAGAUAA